Messenger RNA from Perognathus longimembris pacificus (Pacific pocket mouse), 404 nucleotides. RefSeq names its product 40S ribosomal protein S12-like. Bases 6 to 404 code for a protein of 132 amino acids. The transcript has a single exon. Gene Ontology annotation, biological process: translation. NCBI's taxonomy places the organism in Eukaryota, Metazoa, Chordata, Mammalia, Rodentia, Heteromyidae. Gene Ontology annotation, molecular function: structural constituent of ribosome. Gene Ontology annotation, cellular component: ribosome; cytosolic small ribosomal subunit. The record is from RefSeq and is a predicted model, not a curated record.
CCACCAUGGCCGAGGAAGGCAUUGCUGCUGGAGGUGUAAUGGACGUUAAUACAGCUUUACAAGAGGUGCUGAAGACCGCCCUCAUCCACGACGGCCUAGCACGUGGAAUCCGCGAAGCUGCCAAAGCCUUAGACAAGUGCCAAGCACAUCUGUGUGUGCUUGCAUCCAACUGCAAUGAGCCCAUGCAUGUCAAGUUGGUGGAGGCCCUUUGUGCUGAGCACCAAGUCAACCUUAUUAAGGUCGAUGACAACAAAAAACUAGGGGAGUGGGUAGGCCUCUGCAAAAUAGAUCGAGAGGGAAAACCCCGUAAAGUGGUUGGUUGCAGUUGUGUCGUGGUUAAGGACUAUGACAAAGAGUCUCAGGCCAAGGAUGUCAUCGAAGAGUACUUCAAAUGCAAGAAAUGA